AUGCGGCGGUCCCUCCAGCUCCGGUGCUCGGCCCUGGUGUCGGCAGCACGACCGGAGACGGCGGUCGAAUCUUCUGCAGAAGUACAGCUGCCCACUAGCGUGAGGCCCAAGUCCCUGCCUUGGCCCAGGAUAUCUCGAGAAUCGAAGGAAGGCACAGCCCUGGACAGCCAAUCUGCAAAGAACCAGAUUGGGCUUCUGGUCGUAAAGGAGGAAGAGGAAGAGGCCUCUGCCGUGGUGGGGGAGGCCAACCCUGUACAGUGUUCAGAAAACUCCUGCUGGCGCUUCUGGGGCUUCCGCUACCCCGAGGCCCAGGGGCCCCACGAGGCGCUGAGCCGGCUGCGGGAGCUCUGCCGACGCUGGCUGCGGCCCAAGAUGCACAGCAAGGAGCAGAUCGUGGAGCUGCUGGUGCUGGAGCAGUUUCUGACCAUCCUGCCCGAGGAGCUGCAGGCCUGGGUGCGGGAGCAGCAGCCGGAGAGCGGCGACGAGGUGGUGGUGCUCCUGGAGUAUCUGCAGAGGCAUCUGGAGGAGCCAGGGCCGCAGGUAGAGGCGAAGGGCUUCGUGUCAGAGACGAGCUCUGUCUCUUCCUGAAGUCUCAGCAUCGGAGUGAGGGUCGUUUCUGGAAGACCCACAAGUUCUCAGUGUCUUUUCGUGUCAUAAACCUCUUUGCCCCUUCGGAGUACUGGUAUUUUUAAGAACAUGAAGGAUUAGAAAAGAACUCGAUUGUACUGAAACACAGUUAGCCAAGCGUGAAACAAUUCAGUGAUAAAAUUAUCUAUAUGUUCUUUAAAAUUAAUGCACCAAAUAGUAAGACCAAGGGACAGGCCCAGUAACGGAAAGAGUUUCCAAGUUUUUUAAGCAUGAAUGACUUUGACAAUGUCUGCCCGGCUGUGA
Molecule: messenger RNA, 891 nt
Organism: Mustela lutreola (European mink)
Lineage: Eukaryota; Metazoa; Chordata; Mammalia; Carnivora; Mustelidae
Product: zinc finger protein with KRAB and SCAN domains 4-like
Exons: 2
Coding region: 1-588 (195 amino acids)
Source: RefSeq, a predicted model, not a curated record